This is a messenger RNA of Protopolystoma xenopodis, 627 nucleotides long. The record is from the annotation of a GenBank genome assembly. Lineage: Eukaryota; Metazoa; Platyhelminthes; Monogenea; Polystomatidea; Polystomatidae.
AUGGUAGAAAAAAAUAAUACUACUUCUCAAAUUGAUGAACAAGAUGUGGAAGCACCUGAAAUACCAGAAGUUCAGAACGAACUAUCAAAAGUUGCUACUAACCCUAAGCAAACCCCAACUACUAUUGCUAAACCAGUGGAAGAUAAUUCUAGGAAUUUACCAGAAAUCCCCAAGUUACCAGAAGCUCCUAAGCUUGAAGUCCCUGUACAGCUUCCACCGCCGCCACCACCUGCUCCUUCUUCAGCACCACUUCCUAAUAAAGUAGCUGAAGUACCUAAGUUUCCAUCAACUACCAAUUUAGAAGAUAAUAGUAAUAUCAAUAAAUCUUCUGACAUUUCUAUUUCCUCACCUCUUCCUGUAGGAAUAGCUGAAAGUGAUGCAGAAAAGAAGCGUCGUGAAACAAAAAGAAAAUCUUCGAUAAUAUUAAUUGCUGGAUUUAAUAUCGCAGUUGCACAUGCUCUUGAUAAAAUAGUACCCCCAGCCAUUAAUCCAAAAGAUGCUGCCGCUGAUAAAGCCGUUGCUACCAAUAUACAGAAUUUAGCGCAAACUAUUAACAAUGGCCCUGGUACGGAAGAUAUGAAAAUUGCUGAAAUUUGUUCUGGUGUAAUGAACGCUAUUCCUGAUAAA